AACCAUAACUGCCAUAACUCCCCCAUGCCCCAUAGUCCAUAGCUAUGCAAAUUGCAUCGUCUACAUUCUGUCAUUCUGUUGCAUUCUGUUUAUAAGAAAUAAACGUAAUCAAACCUAAUCACUGUGUUUCAUUCUCGAUCGAAUGUAUCUACUUUUGAGUACUUGAAUCCUGAAGGGCUGUAAAAAAUGUCGAUUGAAAUUGAAUCUGCGGAUGUAAUUCGUUUGAUACAACAGUACCUUAAAGAAUCAAAUCUCGUGAAAACAUUACAAACGUUACAGGAAGAAACAGGAGUAUCAUUGAAUACAGUAGACAGCGUGGAUGGUUUUGUAGCAGAUAUAAACAAUGGACACUGGGACACUGUUUUGAAAGCGAUACAGUCAUUAAAGUUACCAGAUAAGAAGCUCAUUGAUUUAUAUGAACAGGUCGUUCUGGAAUUGAUUGAACUGAGAGAAUUAGGAGCAGCACGAUCACUGUUGAGACAAACAGAUCCUAUGAUAAUGAUGAAACAACAGGAACCUGAAAGAUAUAUUCAUUUAGAAAAUUUACUUGCACGUUCGUACUUUGAUCCACGAGAGGCAUAUCCUGAUGGAAGUACAAAAGAAAAAAGAAGGGCUUAUAUAGCUACAGCUUUAGCUGGCGAGGUAUCUGUCGUACCUUCCAGCAGGCUACUCGCGCUCUUAGGACAAGCAUUGAAAUGGCAACAGCACCAGGGGUUACUUCCUCCUGGUACAACGAUAGAUUUGUUCAGAGGAAAGGCAGCAGUAAGGGAUCAAGAGGAUGAAAAAUAUCCCACGCAACUCUCGAAGCAAAUCAAGUUCGGUCAGAAAUCUCACGUCGAAUGCGCACGAUUUUCACCUGACGGUCAAUACCUGGUCACUGGAUCGGUCGAUGGAUUUAUCGAAGUGUGGAAUUUCACGACUGGUAAAAUCAGAAAGGACUUGAAAUACCAAGCUCAAGACAAUUUCAUGAUGAUGGAACAAGCAGUAUUAUCGAUGGCGUUCAGUCGCGACAGCGAGAUGUUAGCCAGUGGUGGACAAGAUGGAAAGAUAAAAGUAUGGAGGGUUCAGAGCGGGCAGUGCUUGAGAAGAUUCGAGAAAGCACAUUCGAAAGGUGUCACGUGCCUCCAGUUCAGCAGGGACAAUAGCCAAAUUUUAUCCGCAUCGUUCGAUACUACUAUAAGGAUACAUGGACUUAAGUCUGGUAAGACUUUGAAAGAGUUUCGUGGACAUGCUUCUUUUGUAAAUGAAGUAGUCUUCGCCCCGGAUGGACACAACGUGAUAAGCGCGUCUUCGGAUGGAACCGUGAAAGUUUGGAGUUUAAAGACGACAGAGUGCAUAGGCACUUAUAAAUCUUUAGGAGCUGCCGAUUUAACUGUAAAUAGUAUACACGUUCUUCCGCGAAACCCCGAACAUUUCGUCGUGUGCAAUCGUUCGAACACUGUGGUAAUUAUGAACAUGCAAGGGCAAAUAGUUAGAUCGUUCUCGAGUGGUAAAAGAGAGGGUGGUGAUUUCGUGUGUACCGUGGUAAGUCCUCGAGGUGAGUUCAUUUACUGCGUCGGCGAAGAUCUUGUCCUUUAUUGUUUCUCCACAUCCUCCGGAAAACUGGAAAGAACUCUCAACAUACACGAAAAAGAUGUCAUAGGUUUGACGCAUCAUCCUCACCAAAACCUUUUAUGCUCCUACAGCGAAGAUGGUCUUUUAAAGUUGUGGAAACCGUAAACGCAAUUAGUUCAAGAAUCCCGAUAUUUGAAACAAUCUUUUUGAUGUAUGAAUUAUAGAAUUUAUAAGCACGGCGUAAUACAAUAAAUAAGAUAUAUGUAUAAUUGUGA
Messenger RNA from Ceratina calcarata, 1829 nucleotides. RefSeq names its product Smu1 spliceosomal factor (gene Smu1). NCBI's taxonomy places the organism in Eukaryota, Metazoa, Arthropoda, Insecta, Hymenoptera, Apidae. Gene Ontology annotation, biological process: mRNA splicing, via spliceosome. The coding region runs from base 187 to 1719 and encodes 510 amino acids. The transcript has 9 exons. Gene Ontology annotation, molecular function: protein binding. The record is from RefSeq and is a predicted model, not a curated record.